UAUAUUUUUAAAGGAGGUUUUUCACAUAAACUUUGUUUCUUGAACAAAAUGUGAUUUAGACAAUAAAAUUGGGAAGUCAGUGGGAGAAACAGCUGUAGAAUUAAAUUUUGAGCCUUGUUAUUGGGUUUUGUACACAUUUAAUUUUUUAUGUAAGACAUGAGAAAUAAUACCUCACAGUUUUUCUGAAGAUCAAGUAAAGGCUUUAAAGCCUUGAGCAGUGUCUGGCUCAGGUUAGGUGCUUAAUAAAGGGCAGGUGUAUCAAUAAUAGAAAUGUAAUACUGACUACUUUGCAGGGCCGCAAGAGGAAAGGACAUGGGGAGCACAGGGGAGGGCGAUUAGAUAGAGUGAUUAUAUGUGUAUAUAAAGUACAUUACAUAGGCAGGGGUGUCAUGAGGAUUGGUGUGAUAGUGACCUUGUUGCUAAGUGCAGAAGCAAAACACUGACUUAAAAACAAGUACAUCAGGCACUCGGUGGAGAAGAGAGAUGGAGGCAGACGCUGCAGGGGAAAAAAACUGAGUAAAAGGGGCCUUUGAUUCCAUGGGCACAAAAGUCCACAGCCAGGAAUUUGCUGCAACCUCUGAGUCAGGCGGGGUGUGGGGGUGGGGUACACCAUUCCAUUAGUAGAGAAUUCCCAGUGGAUUUUUUCUGAGAGUCACAUUUCUUAUUAGGACCAGUGUAGACAGAAACAAACUCCGCUCACUUGUUUCUUGGGACAGUUGAGUUAGGGGAUGGCUUUUGCAGAGCAUUCACCGCUGACCCCUCACCGCCGGGACCUCUGUAGCCAUUCUAUCUGGCUAGCAAGGAAGAUUCGUUCAGACCUGACCGCCCUUACGGAAUCUUAUGUGAAGCAUCAGGGCCUGAACGAGAACAUAAGCCUGGAUUCCGUGAGCGGUGUGCCAGUGGCAAGCACUGAUCAGUGGAGUGAGCUGACUGAGGCCGAGCGACUCCAGGAGAACCUCCAAGCUUAUCGUACCUUCCACGCCAUGUUGACCAGGCUUUUAGAAGACCAACGGGUGCAUUUUACUCCAGCUGAAGGUGACUUCCAUCAAGCAAUACAUACGCUUCUACUCCAAGUUGCUGCCUUUGCUUACCAGCUGGAGGAAUUAAUGGCACUCCUGGAGCACAAGAUCCCCGCCAGUGAGGCUGACGGGGUGCCCGUUAUUGCUGGAGAUGGUGGUCUAUUUGAAAAGAAGCUGUGGGGCCUGAAGGUGCUGCAGGAGCUUUCAAAGUGAACAGUGAGGUCCAUCCAUGACCUUCGCGUCAUUUCUUUUCGUCAGACCGGGAUCUCAGCACACGGAAGCCACUAUAUUGCUAAGGACAAGAAACUGUAGCAGUUACCCAUCUCUUUCAGUGGAAUCUAUGUGGUUCUCUGAGCUCUCACUUUUCCAUUCUUAAGGUUUUGACAGUCUUUAAAACCACAGGCAUUGUCAUCAAGUAGGGUUGGAGAGGAGGACGAAUGGGCAUACAGGGUUAG
This is a messenger RNA of Phyllostomus hastatus (greater spear-nosed bat), 1474 nucleotides long. RefSeq names its product ciliary neurotrophic factor (gene CNTF). Lineage: Eukaryota; Metazoa; Chordata; Mammalia; Chiroptera; Phyllostomidae. Gene Ontology annotation, molecular function: growth factor activity; ciliary neurotrophic factor receptor binding; cytokine activity. The transcript is spliced from 2 exons. The record is from RefSeq and is a predicted model, not a curated record. Gene Ontology annotation, biological process: positive regulation of axon regeneration; positive regulation of tyrosine phosphorylation of STAT protein; negative regulation of neuron apoptotic process. The coding region runs from base 729 to 1232 and encodes 167 amino acids. Gene Ontology annotation, cellular component: axon.